AUGCCAAAGCGCACACGCACGCAUGCAACCAUAACGAGCAUAAUCCUACUUCUACUUCACGUCCUUCCACAAAAUGCGGGUAUAAGAAUUAAGAGACUGGGUGAUGCAUUUAAUUUUAUCGAACCAGCCAUCUGGAAAAGCACCUCCAAAUAUGAAAUAAAUCCCAACCUGCACUUUGUGCGGAGAAUAGAGAAAGGGAAUCGCCUCAAAAUAAGGAGCUCCCCACAUGGGGAACACGCGCAAAGUAGUAACUCUACAGCCAUUGGUGAAGAAAAUGUUGUGCAUGAGAAGCAGGGCAGGAGGAAUGAUGACAUGGACAAUGAUGUGUCCAGCUGCCAACAGGGGGAACCCUCCCCAAAGGGAAACGCCAUCGUGGAAAGGAAAGGAACCAGACAGGAGUACCUAAAUGGGGAAAUAUUAAACGAAGAAGAAAUAAAUGAAAACAUGAGGUUUCAACAGUGGAGUGACCGACUGCAAUUUUCGGAAGAAAACUCCUUCUACUACGAUGUAGGACACGAGUGCGUGAGUACAAAGAAGUAUUAUAAGAUAUAUCAGGUGAAUUCUAACUUUUACAAAAGGGAGUUCACGUUGACUGACAAAUCUGCCAUAACCUUGGUCCCAUUUUUGAACAAAAAGGAGAGCGAAGAAGCGUGUCAGUCUCUGACGAAAAAUUUUAGCGGAAAAAUGACGUAUGAAAUGUUCGUGGGGGGAAAGGGGCAAGCGUCAAGUGAAGCGGCAAGCAGCUGUGACGAGAAGAGUGACGGCUCGACUUCCCAAAAUAGCGUAACGCAUAAUAGCGCAGCGUAUAAUAGCGAAGCCGCUGGCGGAUCCCCCUAUGAAGAAUCAAUACUGAGCGAACAGCAAGUGGGGCAGCUGUCUGACAUCAAUUUCGCGCUGCGGGCGAACAUGCUGUUCCCGACAGAGUCGCUGCGCACCUCCAUAUACAUCGGGAAGGAGGCCUUUAACGACUUCCUCGAAAAGGGAAUGGACUCCUGCAAGCUGGCGAUGAACAAGCAUUUGCAUCACUACUAUAGACACAACCUGAAAAGUAAUUUGGACGACAAAAUUUUCCUCAUGUACAUCCUGAGGUAUAUCAAAAAUUACAUUUUAAAAAUAGUAUACAAAACAUUCCAAGUCAAACUAUCCAACGAAAUGGAGAUCGAGAAUGACUCCAAUGUACAGCCAAGUGGAAGCAACAAAAUGGUUAGUAGCGAAACUUACAUAGAGCUAGCAUCAGAAUUUGAAGAAAUCAUAAAUAUAUUAACACACUUCAUAGAAAAAAUGAAAGAACAAUUCAAAAUUAGAGAACAAGAGUUGGAAGAUUAUUUGUCCAAGAAAAAGGAAAUUAUAAAUUAUUCAACUCCUUAUGUUUUACAAAAUAAUGAAGAAGCAGAAAGACAUAUUAUGAACAUUUGGAAUUAUUUUAAUUUUAAAAUUUUCAACAAUGAAUUGCCAAAUUUUGACUCGAUAAAUUUCUUUUGGAUAACGGACAAAGUUGAGAAACUGAAGAAAAUGCCAAAUAUGAAAAUGUACAAAAUUGGGAAUAAAAACUUUUUAAACUUACCCAAUGUUAUGUUCCACGCUGCUUUGAAAACGUCUCCUCUAUUAUUAAAUUACACCAUCUUAAAGGCUAUGUAUGAAUACCAGAAAUUAUUGUGUGUGGAUAUUUUACCUUUCAAGGAAGUAAAGAAUUAUAAUAUGUCCAAAAAAAUCGAUGAAAAGAAACAGAAAAUUAUCAAGUUCAUUCAUGGCAUUGGUGGCUUGCUGGAGAAUAUCGACUUCCAUUUUUAUGCUCCCUAUUUGGGCGACCUCAAUUUGGACAACGAGGAGGCAGCCAAGUUCUACUCCUAUGUUAAGGAUAUCAAUGGGGAUGACAAGAAGAUGUUCCGUCCUUUGGAAUACAACAAGGAACUUUCCCUCUGCCCGGGGGCGCCCAGCAUGGAGGACGCCAAUGUGAUCGGCAAUGUCAGCGGAAACGAUAACGGUAGCAUCGACCGGGGAGUGGCCAACCUGGAGGACUUCCCCCUGGACGAUGACGAGCCCGACCAGGACGACCUCACAAUGCUGCUCCUCAAAUCGAAUGCCGUGAACGACAUCAACCGAGCCAUCCAGUUGGCCACCAACGUGUACAGGAAGAAAAACGUCGGUCACCUGUGGGGUUCCCCCGCGGAUAUCACGAGCCCGGAAGCAAGCGAAGCAGAAGGCAGGACCGCGCUAAGAGUCAAAGCAGACCCUGGUAAAACCAACCCAGGGGGCACUUACCAAUUGAAGGAGAACAACCCAGCACUGCAGCGCUUCAGAAUACCGCUGAACGAAUUUGCGUCUUCCCUUUUCCUGUGCGAUGUGAACAACUCCACCAAGCUUCUAACUCAAGGGAUCGAAAAGCUAAAGCAACUAAACGAGUUCGACUUAACCUACGUACAUAACGCCCUGACGUAUGCGUGCAUGCGGUUUUUACACGAAAGUGGUAACGAAAAUGAAGAUGUAGAGGGCCUUUUAAAAAAGUAUGAAAAAAACGAAAAGGUAGAAGCGACCAACAAUAUUAUGACACUGCAAAUGAUGGUGGUCCUAGGGGAACUGUUUCGAAACAUCAGGAAGACGAGGACCAACCAGAAGUACUUUUUUAAAAGAAUCCUACAAACAGACGUCAUUACAGAUAUAUACAAGGAUGACAGUGUCUACGAUGAACAUAUGAACAUUAACAAAAUGGAUUAUGUGAUGAAUAAUUUAAAAAUUGCUUACCCCAUGAAAAAUAACAUUAUGUUGACGCGAAAAAAUAGAGAAGAGAUUGCUUAUUACUUUUUGAAUUACUACACAAAGUACCUUUUCCGUUUUGACUUGCCAAACAAUGUCGUUAUAAAAUUUACGGACAAAAUAUCUGGGCUAAGUUUUUACGAUUAUAAUUUUGAUUACGUAUCGAAUGAUGUGAUCAUUUAUGUGCACAACGAUGUUAGUAACUCGUUCGUACUAUCUAGGGUCAUCCUCGACGAGUGCCUCAACGUGUAUGAGAAGUACACCACCUACGUGCACAAGUAUGGCGGAAACACGGACAACUCGACAGUCAAGGAGGCCAAGAGCAAGCUGAAGAAGGAAGGCAGUCCGGACGAUGAGUCAACUACGCAGGGACACAACACUGAAAGGACAAAUGAGCAGUCUGGAAAGAAACACACAAGCGAUGACACCAAAGUGGAGGAGGAAAUUCUGGAAGAUGAAGACCCAGACGAGGAAGAGUUGAAGCACCUGGAUGCGGAAGAGGAGAAUAUCGAUGUAGAUAAGAUAAACUUAGACAACAUCAAAGAGGUGGAUAGCGCAGGAGAGCCGUCUAAAGAGGACCAAACAGAUGACGCACCUGUGGACGACGAACAUGUUGAUAUCUUCAACUACGUCAAAAUGAAUAGAAUAAAACAGUUCAUUCGUUUUGUGGUCGAAUACAACCAGUGGCCCUUCUUCCUAGAUGAGACGAUCAACCUGGAUUCGUACCUCAACAACGAUGAGCUCGAACUGCUGAAAAACGUAAAGCAUUAUAACAGCCUAAAUAACUUUUUCGUAAAACUGAAAGAAGCAGGUAUAGGUCAAAAAAGAAUCAUGGAAAUUAUUCAAAGUGCUAUUAAAAGGGAGGAUUGCAAAGCGAUAUGGGAGGAGAAAAAAAUACCCAUCAAACACAUCGCCUCUGCAUUAUUCACAAAUAACUACAUAAAUUUAUUUAAGGUUUUCCAGAGAGGCAUAAAGGUGUUACUAAAUAUGGACUUAAGUGAAAUUGACCUGAUUAUGAACAAAUGCAAAUAUGCAUGCGAAAUUGUCUACUAUAAAAGAUUAGAAGAACUUAAAUCGUCCAACAAUAAUCUCGUUUUUACAAUGUACAACGAAAAUGUAAGCUCGAUUGAAUAUUACUUUGACAAACUAAAGGAGAAAAUUAUUUUAAUCAGCUUGAUCAAGAAGGAAGAUAUAUUUGGUACUCUCAUCAAUUUGAUAUCUGGCAUUUUCCCCAACAAGACUAAAUCGGUGAGCGAAUUUGAAAAUGGUACCCAGGACAAGAAACCGAAGGAGAAAAUUGACGAGCUCAUUUUCCUUUACGACUCUAAGAAGAAGAAAUGUGGCUCCACAACGGAGCUAAACAGAUCGGCCGUCACGCAGAACCUCUUUAACUUUUUCAACAAAGAAGUAUUUGAAGGCAAAAUAAAGAAUGUCCAAAUCGAGUUUGUCAAAAAUGACGAAACACUCUCCACACACUUAAAUUUUGUCAACUCUUUUGAAAGUCCAAAAAUAUUAAUUAAUGAAAAUGUCUAUUCAGUCACCAUUCUGGCCAACGUGUUGCUUAAGGAAAUGGCCGAGAUUUUCUACUUCUUCAAUGAUAAUAAAAUCGAGAGGGAAAAUAAACUCUACUUGAAGAAGGAUUUCAAGAGCGCCUAUCUGCCCGUCGUUUUUAAGUAUGCCAAGUGUUUCCAGGGUGGGGAGGAUAAUAAAGCGCCCUUCGACUUUGGCGAAGAGCACACAGGGGAGAAGAACAUAGAAGGGGAACAACCAGAGAAAAAUCAAAAUCACCAAGUGGAGCCCCUUCCAACGCACUUAAUUACCCCGGGAACAACCGCUUCCCCAAUGCAGAAAGAACAACUCAUAGCCGAGAAAGACAAAAUGGAUAUAAACAACCUGAUCGACCGAAUCGCAAACUACAACCAUGAAGAAAUGUUCAAAGAAAUCCUAGAUUUUCGAAAAGAAAAAUAUAAGGACAAAGCAGAGGUGCAAAAAUGUCUGGAGGAAUACCUAUACACGUACGACAAGUUGAAUACCAUUAAAUACGGCACACCUGAGAUGAGUGAGAAAAAAGUAAAAAAUGAACAAUCGGAUGCCACCACUACGCAAAGUACGGACUCUUCAACGUCAACCAUAGACCCCGCAAUGGAAUUGUAUUUCGAACCAAACGACCUCAAAAGUAUUUACCUUAAUUAUAUGUAUAAAUACAUCGAGUACAUGAUUAAAAAAAAGGAAUUCCCCAUUGCAUUUAACGAAAUAAACGAGGAAUGGAUUAAUGCUUUAACGGAACUCGAAAAUCAAAAAAUUUUGGUGUACUCCACAAAAAAUAAUAGUGGACAUUUGUACGACCUACUCAUUAAUAGCAAAGCAUGUUCAUCAAAGAGGGCUCUGGACAUUCUGGAACAUAGCUUACAAAAAAGGAACAGCGAUGACGAACUCGUCGAGAGGACCCUAUCUCGCAGUGAAGACAAUGAUGCCAUAAGAAGUUUCGAUGAAUUCGUCCUGUGGAUAAAUAAAAAUAAAAGAAAAAAUUUUGAAAAGAUAGAUCACCGGGAAUUGCUAAAUGCUGAUUCCCCUGAACAUGCGAACGACGAUAUCAAGGACGUUAUAAAAGAGUACAAUGCUCUGUACGACGCAAAUGCUACGAGGAACCUAGACCCCAACAGUGUUACUAUUGAUAAUUUAAAAGAUUUGGUUAAGAAGCACAACAUUUCGAAGGACGAGAUAGUGUCCGCCAUGAGUCAGCUGGACAUGCCCGAAGAUUUUGACGUCGAUUCGUUGUUCAAGUGA
Messenger RNA from Plasmodium fragile, 5541 nucleotides. RefSeq lists its product as uncharacterized. The record is from RefSeq and is a predicted model, not a curated record. Bases 1 to 5541 code for a protein of 1846 amino acids. Lineage: Eukaryota; Apicomplexa; Aconoidasida; Haemosporida; Plasmodiidae. The transcript has a single exon.